Messenger RNA from Alosa sapidissima (American shad), 3331 nucleotides. It is a transcript of the gene slc37a3, whose product is annotated as solute carrier family 37 member 3. NCBI's taxonomy places the organism in Eukaryota, Metazoa, Chordata, Actinopteri, Clupeiformes, Clupeidae. The transcript is spliced from 15 exons. Gene Ontology annotation, cellular component: endoplasmic reticulum membrane. Gene Ontology annotation, molecular function: transmembrane transporter activity. Gene Ontology annotation, biological process: transmembrane transport. The coding region runs from base 217 to 1704 and encodes 495 amino acids. The record is from RefSeq and is a predicted model, not a curated record.
UUGCCUUGUAAACUAGCAUCUCGAGUUUCGCCCGUGAGCGAGCGAGAUCCGAGUCAACAAGCACAGUCUACUCUAUAGGCCAUUGGCACACUAACCCAAAUAACUAGUUGUUUUUAUAUGAGGUAACCUGCAGAGAUAACGGUGGCGUUACCAUGGUGAUGCCUGGUGAGAUGUAGUGUUGGUGUGACCUCUCUGCCCCCUCCAGACGACCCUGUGAUGUGGCCUUUCCGCUGCGACUUCCUGUCGCAAUACACACACCACCAUGUAGUGGUGUUCCUGCUCACUUUCUUCAGCUAUGUCCUGCUGCACUCCUCCAGGAAGACCUUCAGUAAUGUCAAAGUCAGCAUUUCCGCGCAGUGGACCCCUUCAGUCCUCAACAGCACUCUGCCACCAUACUCACCUGGAGAGACAUGGGAGGAGAAUCGUAUGUUCUCAGACCCUCAGGAGGCCACUCUGUUCCUCGGGGUGCUGGACACCAUCUUCCUGUUCUCCUACGCAGUGGGUCUGUACAUCAGUGGAGUGAUGGGGGAUCGCCUGAACCUGCGAUAUGUGCUGACAUUUGGUCUUUGUGGGUCAGCAGUUGUGGAGUUUGUGUUUGGGACCGUUACGGAGUGGAUGGCCUUCUAUAAUGUCUAUUUCUACUGUGGGCUGUGGGUGUGCAAUGGGCUGCUGCAGUCAGCUGUUUGGCCCUGUGUGGUCGCCGUCAUGGGCAAUUGGUUCGGCAAGUCAGGGAGAGGCUUCAUCUUUGGGCUGUGGAGUGCGUGUGCGUCUGUAGGCAACAUCCUGGGAGCCUUCCUGGCCUCUAGUGUCCUCGCAUAUGGAUAUGAGUAUGCAUUCCUCGUGACGUCGGCAGUGCAGUUUGCUGGAGGAGUGGUUGUUUUCUUCGGCCUACUCACCUCGCCAAAAGAAAUUGGGUUGAGUGUCGACUCUGAUACUGGUUUGCGGCCAGUGGAGAGGGACUCAGACAGUCAGCGUCCGCUGAUGAGUGAUGAAGAGGAGGAGGAGGAGGAGGAGGAGGAGGAGGAGGAGGGGGGAGUGUGUGAGGACCCUCCCAGGGCCAUAGGAUUCCUACAGGCUUUCUGUCUGCCUGGGGUGAUUCCAUAUUCCCUGGCGUACGCGUGUCUGAAGCUGGUCAACUACUCUUUCUUCUUCUGGCUGCCGUUCUACUUGAGCAACAACUUCGGCUGGCCGGAGGUUCAGGCUGACCGCCUGUCUGUGUGGUACGAUGUGGGCGGCAUCAUAGGUGGUACGGUCCAGGGUCUGAUUUCUGACAUGCUGGGGAAGAGGGCUCCUGUCAUUGCAGUCAGCCUCCUCGUAGCCAUGGGGGCGCUAGUGGGCUACAGCCGUUCUCCAGAUGAUAAGGUGGUGAAUGCAGCCCUGUUGGCUACUACAGGUUUCUUCAUCGGUGGGCCGUCCAACAUGAUCUCGUCGGCGAUCUCGGCGGAUCUGGGUCGGCAGGACGCGCUGCAGGGCAGCCAGGAGGCGCUGGCCACCGUCACCGGCAUCGUGGACGGAACCGGCAGCAUCGGGGCCGCAGCCGGACAGUAUCUGGUGUCUCUGAUUGAGAGCAAGCUGAACUGGAUGUGGGUGUUCUACUUCUUUGUGCUCAUGACAGGGGGCAGUGUGCUGUUCAUCUUUCCUCUAAUCGUGGGGGAGCUGCGCUCCAUGUGUCGAGACCGGCAGGCGCAGGCGAGCCAGCUGUGACGCUCCCGCACGCUACGGGUCGCUACGGUAACCCGUGAUGCAGCGGGUCUCUUGCAUUACCACUAAGGUGCCAACGCUGUGUGUUGGUGCGGAACAGUGAUUAAGUGUCUGCACUGCAGUGGAAAAUCACCAUCUGUCCUGUUACCUCUUCUGAAAAUCACCAUCUGUCCUGUUACCUCUUCUGUCCUGUUACCUCUUCUGAAAAUCAUCAUCUGUCCUGAUGCUCUUCUGUGGGGAGGUCUUUUAAUCUGAUUGUCUUCCGUUUGUAUCAGCAGCCCUCCACCAAUCACUGCGUACCCUCACGGCUCUCCACCAAUCACUGCGUACCCUCACAGCUUUGCCUGAUUCACUGGGAAUCUCACAAACAGUUAGCACCCACACCGUUAGCCCCACACCGUUAGCCCCUCACCCCCACACCUUUAUGCCCAACACCCUAAUGCCAACACUGUUAUGCCCAGCACUGUUAGCCCCACACUGUUAUGCCCAACACCCUAAUGCCCAACAUUGUUAGCCCUACACCCUCACACCCUUAUGCCAACACCUACACCCUCACACCCUUAUGCCCCACACCCUAAUGCCCAACACCCGUAUGCCCAACAUUGUUAGCCCUACACCCUUACAUCCUCAUGCCCAACACCACUGGCCAUCUGACCACUUGUGCCACUACCCUAGAGGGCCACUAGAGGGCAGUCUCAUUGAACGUCUCACACACAUACACUACACAGUAGAUGGGAGCCGCAACCUCACUGGCAGGAUGUAGUCUACUUAGAACAGACUUCUGCUUGAUGUGAUCGAUUGUGUGCUAAUGAUGUGACCUCAUCGUACACACAUACACACACACACUUACACUGCAGUAUAGACGCCCCUUACACAAAUAACUGCCUUCACACACACACACACACACUCAUCGCAGCCUCUCAGGAGGGUUUUAAAGGUUUUUGUACAAAUAACCAUCUCCUUUUGGUUUUAUUUUUUUAUGAAUGUUUUGUUAUAUUUGUGGCAAUGUAAAUAAAUUGAAUUGAAUGUGUCUAUGAUUAACAUCAUGCCAACUGCUGUGGGGACAUCAGACCUCAGGACUGCCCAGCCAUACCGCAGGACUCUACUGGGUUGGGGUUAGUGUGGAGUAGAGGGAUCAUACCGCAGGACUCUACUGGGUUGGGGUUAGAGUGUUGGAGUAGAACGUCACUACGCAGGACUCUACUGGGAUGGGGUUAGAGUGUUGGAGUAGAGCGUUAAUACUGCAGGACUGUACUGGGUUGGGGUUAGAGUGUUGGAGUAGAGCGUUAAUACUGCUGGACUGUACUGGGUUGGGGUUAGAGUGGAGUAGAGCGUUAAUACGCAGGACUUUACUGGGUUGGGGUUAGAGUGUUGGAGUAGAACGUCACUACGCAGGACUCUGCUGGGUUGGGGUUAGAGUGGAGUAGAGCGUUAAUACCGCAGGACUACUGGGUUGGGGUUAGAGUGGAGUAGAGGGAUAUUGCUGCUGGUCUGGUGUGUCCUGCAGGGCUGCUGCUUGAUGUUUACUGUGGAAUGGUCUCCUGUUUGCACCCUACAGCAGUGUGAUGCUGUCAUGACCUGCUAGUUGUGCUUUUCUGUUUUUCAACAAGACAUUAUGUUUUUAUCAUCA